AUGCCAGACACGGAGGCGCUCGACCUGCGCAUGAACAGGAAGCAGGGCGUCCCGGCGUCCGAGUGGCUCCAGAGCGUCUCUGUCCAGGAGCUGUCCUGGGUCCUGCACACGUACGGCGAGAGAGCCAACCCGCUGAUUGCCGAGCGGGCCGCCGAGGCGGUGCUGGCCACGCAGGCGGAGCGCGGGCCCUACGCGUCCGCCGAGGAGCUGGCCGUGGCCCUUCGGAAGGGCAUCGGCUUCCAGCGGUACUCCAGCGCGUUUCCGGAGAAGGUGUUUCUGAAUGCCAUCCGGACGAUGUUCUUGAACAGCGAGCUGGACCAGCUGCGGAAGGCACUGAGGGGCGCCAUGGACGUCCUGGUGCCCGGCGGUUGCUGCGUGGUGCUCACCUUCAAGGGACAGGAAAGGGAGGUCGUCUGCCAGGUCGCUUCCGAGCUCGAGGAUCCGCCGUACGAGGCGUUCAGCAGGCUGAGCUCUGAGAGGCUCUGCGAGCUGUACCCCCUGGUCGCCACGGACCUGGACUACGCUGCGCGUCUGGGCCCCCUGUUCAUGCGGGCCCGGCCGUCGGAGCGGGCCGAGAACCCGCGGGUGGCCUCGGCCUCCAUCAUCGAGCUCCACAAGGGCAUCCCGGAGUGCAUGGUGCCCCCCUCUAUUUUUUCCUCGGUCUCUCUCUCCGUAGGAGAGCGCCAGGCUGGAGCCCUGGCUUCUCGGCGCCGGCGGGCCGAGCCCAGCGAGGCGACGGAGCACUGGCCACGGCCGCCGCCGGGGCGGCUGCUUCCGCCUCCUGCGGCGGACCGCCGCACAACGGCGCAGCACGCGGCGCCCGCGCGCGCGGCGGUGCUGCGAGCAGCGGCCGCCCUGCACGGCCUGCCGCCGGCGCCGAGAAGGCAGCGCGUGCUGCAGCCGAGAAGGUCCGCGCCGCACUCCGACGAGUCGCACGUCGGCGCACUUCCCGCCGCUGUCCGGAGCUCGGGGCGUGCUGCACCGGUCGCGGCUCCAGAGUUUGAAAUGUGA
Messenger RNA from Prorocentrum cordatum, 1011 nucleotides. Lineage: Eukaryota; Dinophyceae; Prorocentrales; Prorocentraceae. The record is from the annotation of a GenBank genome assembly.